Leptopilina boulardi is the source of this 566-nucleotide messenger RNA. RefSeq lists its product as uncharacterized. The record is from RefSeq and is a predicted model, not a curated record. The coding region runs from base 100 to 561 and encodes 153 amino acids. The transcript is spliced from 3 exons. Lineage: Eukaryota; Metazoa; Arthropoda; Insecta; Hymenoptera; Figitidae.
GAGAUCACUUUGAGCACGUACGUUUGGAUAAGAAGAAUUUUAAAAAAUAUCUGAAAUUAAUUCAAAGAGUUAGUGUUUCACUUAUUCUUCAUCGAAAGGAUGACUCUAAAUGAAAGAAGAGUUAUUGUGCUUCUCAGUUUUAUUGUCCUUAUUGUCAUUAAUUAUUCUGAAGCAAAAAAUUCUGAUUGUAAAAAUACAUUUUUGGAAAUUAUGUUAGAACUUUGUCAUGGUUCACGGUUGAAAAGAGAAGUACAUAUUCCAAGGAAAAAAUAUGUUAUGGAAAAACGCUAUAGAAAUAAAAGAGAAUCACUGGCUUACAUUCGAGACAAAUUAAUCACAUUUCAAUUUACAAAACUUCCAAUUGAAACGGGAAUCGACGCUAUUUUCAAUUUAACUGAGGCGGAAACGGAGGAAAUUAUUGGAGAAUAUUUUACGAGAGUUCCGAGAUCAUCUUUCACCAAGCAAGAAUUAAUGGACAAAGUAGCUAAAUGUUGUAGCAAUAUAGAAUACUGUAGAAAAAAUCCACUUCUUGUAUGUAAUAAGACAUAUGAAUCGAAAUAAAAGAA